Zingiber officinale is the source of this 2349-nucleotide messenger RNA. Its product is annotated as pre-rRNA-processing protein esf1-like. Gene Ontology annotation, biological process: rRNA processing. Gene Ontology annotation, molecular function: RNA binding. The transcript is spliced from 7 exons. Lineage: Eukaryota; Viridiplantae; Streptophyta; Magnoliopsida; Zingiberales; Zingiberaceae. The record is from RefSeq and is a predicted model, not a curated record. Gene Ontology annotation, cellular component: nucleus. The coding region runs from base 101 to 2215 and encodes 704 amino acids.
AACAGCCAAAACAAAUAAACAAAGCUGCGGUGCCCUAAAAAACCCUAGCUUGCAAUCUGAGUCAUCUCAAGUCCGCCGACGCAAAGCAAAGCCUUCCGCCAUGAAGAACGGCGCCGGCGAGAAGAAAAGGAAGAAGAAGGAGCAACGGCUUCAGGCGUCGUCUUCUUCGAUGCCUCCGACAGGAAAGCAGAGGAAGAACGGCAACGCCAAGAAUGGGACCAAUAACAAACGCACCACGGAUUCCCGAUUCGCGUCGGUGCACUACGAUCCCCGGUUCCAGCGGAUGCCGAAGCGUGAAUCGAAGGUUGAAAUUGACUCCCGCUUCACCCAUAUGUUCUCGGACAAGAAAUUCGAGGCUUCUGAUGCUCCCGUCGACAAGAGAGGGAAGCGUAAGAAGAAAUCUGUGAAUCCUCUUCUCCAUUACUAUCUCAAUCAGGAGGAGGAUGGGGAGCAACAGAAGCAGCGGGAGCCUGUGAAGGAAGGUAGUGACGGUAUCGAUUCCGAGACAGAUGUUUCAGCGGAGCAAGCAGUUAAGAGCAGUGAUGUUGAUGAUGAAGAGGAGUUGAAUCGUUCUGAUUUUAGUAGCCAUGAGGAUAGUUCGUCGGAAGAUGAAGACACUGAAGACGAUGAUCGCUCAGUGAAUAGUGACAUUUGGAAGUAUCUAUUGGCUAGUCAUGAGGAUACACCUAUAAUCGAUAAUGAAACUAAUAGACUCGCUGUUGUAAAUAUGGAUUGGGAUCAUAUUAAGGCUGUUGAUUUAUAUGUCGUCAUGAGUUCUUGUCUCCCAAAGGGUGGACAAGUUUUGUCAGUGUCUAUCUAUCCAUCUGAAUUUGGGUUGAAAUGCAUGGAAAUUGAAGCAGUCAGUGGACCUUUUGCUCUAAUUGACAGUGGUAAUUCAGAUGAGGAUGAUUCUGAUAUCGACAAUGAAAAACUGCGUACUUAUGAGUUGAACAAGUUAAGGUACUAUUAUGCUGUGGUGAUUCUUGAUUCUGUUGCCACCGCAAGUCAUAUUUAUAAUAAUCUGGAUGGUACCGAGUUUCUAGAAAGUUCUAAUGUGUUUGAUCUGCGCUUCAUUCCUAAUUCGAUGGAUUUUAAGCAACCUCCUCAAGAUAUAGCCAAAGAGGCAUCGGCAGGCUACAACGGGCCAGAUUUCCAAACUCGAGCUUUACAACACAGUAAAGUCAAACUAACCUGGGAAGAAGACAAACCAGAGCGUAAAAAAUUAUUAAGAGGAAAGUUCAAUCCAGAUCAGCUUGAUGAGUUGAAUGAGUAUUUAGCAUCUAGUGGAGACAGUGAUUACGAAAAUGACAGUAUAGAUGAAGAAAAUGACCAUUUAGCAGCUUCAUCUCCUAGCAAAUUAAAAAAACGUAAGAGAGUUCAUGAAGACAGAGCUGCUGCUCUAAAAUCUGGAGAUGCUUCCGAUGAAGAGAACAGCAAUGAUGAAGAAAUGGAGAUCACCUUCAGUACAGAGCUUGAGGAUCUCGGUAAGAGGUUACUUGAGAAGAAGGAUAGAAAAUCAGAAACAGUUUGGGAAACAGUUCUCAAAAAGAAAAGUGAGAAAAGAAAGGCUAGGAGGAACCGAUGCAAGCAUUCUGAGGACGAUAGCAGUGAUUAUGAUACCAAAGAGGAUGCACCUAACAUGAGUGAUGAUUUCUUCAUGGAAGAACCCAAUGAUUCUGAAACCAUCAAGACCAGCAAGAAAAAGACCAAGGCCGAGCCAAAAAAAAAGAGAUCCAGACACGACAAGGUGGAUGAUGAAGGAUCUUUGCGAGAUAUCAAAAAGGAACAAGAAGUUAGCAGAGCUGAGCUGGAGCUGCUGCUGGCGGAUGAUCAAGGAUCUAAUAGAGGUCCUAAGGGAUAUAACAUGAAGCGCACAAAGGUUAAAGGCAAGAAAGGAAAGGAAGUGGCCCUCGAGGACAAAAUUCCUGACAUUGAUGUUAGCAAAGACCCAAGAUUCUCAGCUCUGUCCACAUCUCAUCUGUAUGCCUUGGACCCAACAAAUCCAGAGUACAAAAGAAGUGCUACCUAUGUUAAGCAAAAAAUUCGAAAGCAGAAGGGUGCAGUGUGCAUGGACACCCAACAAGAUGAUAAUGUCGUCGAACCAGAUGUUAGGCCUACUGUUUCAGUACCUGAUGAAAAGAAUGAGCUUUUAUCGACCAUACGAUCGCUUAAAAGAAAUGUUGGUACCUUGCGAGAACAAUCCAAGAGAAGAUGAUUUUGUUUUGUUUUAUCAUGAAAACGUGGGCUGCUAUCAUUUUAAGUUAGAUGAGGAUCCAUUAAACUAUAUUGAUUUUGGUACACCAUUGAGCUUUUGAUUAUGAAAUAGAUAUUGAUGCUUUAGAGAAGAAA